Messenger RNA from Anguilla rostrata (American eel), 2106 nucleotides. It is a transcript of the gene dnajc2, whose product is annotated as DnaJ (Hsp40) homolog, subfamily C, member 2. Gene Ontology annotation, molecular function: ribosome binding; Hsp70 protein binding. Lineage: Eukaryota; Metazoa; Chordata; Actinopteri; Anguilliformes; Anguillidae. The coding region runs from base 174 to 2030 and encodes 618 amino acids. The record is from RefSeq and is a predicted model, not a curated record. The transcript has 17 exons. Gene Ontology annotation, biological process: regulation of translational fidelity; 'de novo' cotranslational protein folding. Gene Ontology annotation, cellular component: cytosol.
CCAAUGAACGCAAAUCUUGUCGCGGGGGUGUAAUGCUGUAACGCAUGCCGAACGAGGCCCAUGUGUUGCUGAAAAAACCGGUCGAUACAACACCUGGCCAACAAUUUGGAAACAUAUUAUUUAAUAAUUAUACAUCUGAAUGAUUGCUGAUUAGAGUAACUGACGUAUCGAAGAUGCUGAAGGAAGCGGUGGAAGGGCAAGUUACAGUUGUCUGUAACGCCAUCGCAGCCUCAGUGCAGUUCCAAGUGGAGCCGGUGGGUCGAUGGUUUGAGGCCUUUUUAAAGCGCAGGGACAGGAAUGUGUCUGCCUCCUUCCAAGAGCUGGAGGAAGAAGAGGAGCUGUCAGAGGAGUCUGAAGAUGAGGAGUUGCAGCUUGAGGAGUACCCCAUGCUCAAAACACUGGAUCCCAAGGAUUGGAAGAAUCAAGAUCACUAUGCAGUCCUUGGACUGGCCCAUAUGAGAUACAAAGCGACACAGAAACAGAUCAAAGCUGCUCACAAAGCAAUGGUCUUGAAACAUCACCCAGACAAAAGGAAAGCAGCUGGAGAGCAGAUUGUGGAAGGAGAUAAUGACUACUUCACCUGCAUCACUAAAGCAAUCGAAAUUCUGUCAGACCCCGUGAAGCGAAGAGCCUUUGACAGUGUGGACCCUACCUUUGACAAUGCUGUCCCCUCCAAGAGUGAAGGCAAAGAGAACUUUUUUGAGGUGUUUGCCCCUGUUUUUGAGAGGAAUUCCAGAUGGACGUCCAAGAAACACAUUCCAAAACUUGGAACAAUGGAUUCCUCAUUUGAAGAGGUGGAUAAUUUCUAUUCUUUUUGGUAUAACUUUGACUCUUGGAGAGAAUUUUCAUACUUGGACGAAGAAGAGAAGGAAAAGGCUGAAUGUCGAGAUGAAAGAAGAUGGAUCGAGAAGCAGAACCGUGCCUCCCGGGCCCAGAGAAAGAAGGAGGAGAUGAACAGGAUACGGACGCUUGUUGACACCGCAUACAGCUGUGAUCCCAGGAUAAAGAAGUUCAAGGAGGAGGAGAAAGCGAGGAAGGAGUCUGAGAAGAAGGCUAAAGUGGAGGCAAAGAGGAGAGAGCAGGAGGAGAAGGAGCGGGCCAAGCAGGCCGAGCUAGAAGCGGCCCGUCUGGCUAAAGAGAAGGAGGAGGAGGAGGCCAAGCAGGCUGCACUGCAGGCCAAGAAGGAGAAGGAGAUCCAGAAGAAAGCAAUCAAGAAGGAGCGGCAGAAACUCAGGACCACCUGCAAGAACUGGAACUACUUUGCUGACAGCGAGGCCGAGUGUGUGAAAAUGAUGGAGGAAGUGGAAAAGCUCUGUGAUCGUUUGGAGCUUGUCAGCCUGCAGUCUUUGAACGAGGUGCUUGCCUCGGGCACAAAGGAGGAAAGCAAGGCCGCUGUGGAGAAGCAGGUGCAGGAGGUCAACGCGCAGCUGCAGAGGGAGAAGGAGGCAGAGGUGCAGGCCCGGCAGGCCUCCCGCAGUGCGGAGCAGGCUAGCAGCGGGUCCGGGGGCGGGAGCAAGGGCUGGAACGAGGAGGAGCUGCAGCUGCUCAUCAAAGCAGUCAACCUCUUCCCUGCAGGAACCAACGCUAGGUGGGAAGUAAUCGCCAACUACAUGAAUUUGCACUCUACCAGCGGCAUUAAAAGGAAUGCCAAAGACGUCAUAAAUAAAGCCAAGAAUUUACAGAAGCUUGAUCCUCAUCAGAAAGACGAAAUAAACAAGAAAGCAUUCGAGAAGUUCAAAAAGGAGCACGCAGCCGUACCCACCACCGUAGACAACGCAGUGCCUUCUGAGAGAUUUGAUGCAUCAGGUGCUGAGGCCAACGCGGCUUCCUGGACUACAGAGGAGCAGAAGCUCCUGGAGCAGGCACUGAAGACCUUCCCCGUCAGCACUCCAGAGAGAUGGGAAAAAAUAGCCUCCGUUGUACCAGGACGCACCAAGAAAGACUGUAUGAAGAGGUACAAGGAGCUUGUGGAAAUGGUUAAGGCGAAGAAGGCUGCCCAGGAGCAAGUCGCUGCUAAGAGCAAAAAAUGACGCGUAUAAACAAAUCAAGUUCUUUUAAUGUUAUUGUGUUGUCUUUAUUUUAUAAUAAAACUGCUAAGGAAAACAA